This is a messenger RNA of Linepithema humile (Argentine ant), 3216 nucleotides long. Lineage: Eukaryota; Metazoa; Arthropoda; Insecta; Hymenoptera; Formicidae. The record is from RefSeq and is a predicted model, not a curated record.
GCGCGAGUACCGUGCAUUUCAGGAUAUUGUUGUCGUUGUUGCACAUCUUGUUUCGUUCAUGACAAAUAAUUGCGAAAUUACUUCGUACAGAAACUGCUUCUUGUGAAGGAGAUUUGAGCUGAUUUGAAUUUAAAGAUAAGCGAGCUCUAUGAUAGUAAAAAACAACUGUGCGUAUCACCGAAAUGUUUUACAAUGAAGAAGAACGCCAAAUUCUGAGAAGAGUCGUCUUGUACAGACAGAGUUGAUCCUUCAAAUUAAUCAAGUCAAUCCUCGAUGGCUUUUUCUUCAUACUUUUGGUGGAAAUUAUUCCAUUCAAACUUUCUUAUACGAUCUACGGCCAAAAAGUAACUCCGUAAGUGCGAGCAGUCUUCAUAAACGUUCAACUUUAUACAUCAUAGUUCGUUAAAUGCUGAAAAAGAAGAUGGAGACGGUUCGCGGACAAGUGAAUAAACAUUUAUCUCUUUGCCUCCUGCAAAUGUCGAAAGAGUUGAAGAAAAAGAAAAAUUUCGUAUCGAUAUGAAGCGCGAGUGAAGAAGUUAAAAGUGUCUCGGCUGUUUGGAAUUUGGACAGCGAACACUCUGUAUCGACGGUGAAGUGAAAGCGUCGAUGGCAUCAAGAGACGAGCGACAAAGAGUGGAAACGCAAGUGCACGAGUUAAUAUAAGGAUUUCACUCAAAAACGUGAUUGGAAGUAUUGAUUCCUGAGAAAUAUUUAGACGACCAUGCUGAUCUCGCAGAGCAAUCUUACAUCCUGGGCCAGCAACUUGACGAUGCUGCACCAAAUAUCCUGCAAUGACACUCUUCUAGACUGCGCCGAAGAAUGUAACAUCAAUUCUGACGGAUUCGACUAUCUCUGCACCGCAGUCGAAAGAGGAACUCUCACCUCCUCGAUCACCUUAUUUUGCACACCCUGCGAUUAUGCGAGUUGCAACGUCAACGUGUCCUUGAUUCUCAAUAGCCUCGAGAGCAUCAAGGGUGUUUUUUUGUCAAGGAUACCAAUGAGGGAUUGCAACGUCACGUUCUUCGAGGAAGAAAUUUUGGAGUGCUUGCCGGCCGUCAGCGUCGCCGGAGAUCUGGCCGUGUCCUGCACGCAUCGAUCCAGGAUCGGCGGCACGUGGAUGGCGCGUCGCAUUGAUUGGAGUUUUCUAUUCGUGGCGGUGUUCAUAGUCGCCGGUGGAUUAGGAAAUAUAUUGGUUUGCCUCGCAGUGGGAUUAGACAAAAAACUCCACAACGUGACCAACUACUUCCUGUUAUCGUUGGCCGUGGCCGAUCUUCUUGUUAGCCUUUUUGUCAUGCCUCUGGGUGCCAUACCAGGGUUCCUGGGAUAUUGGCCGUUCGGCGUGGCGUGGUGCAAUGUAUACGUGACAUGCGACGUGCUCGCGUGUUCCGCGAGCAUAAUGCACAUGUGCUUCAUCUCCCUGGGCCGUUAUCUGGGCAUUCGUAAUCCGCUCAGGACACGUCAUACGUCCACGAAACGAGUAGUGGGCUUCAAGAUUACCGCGGUCUGGCUAUUGGCAAUGCUAGUCUCCAGCUUCAUCACAGUAUUAGGUAUAAUCAAUCCCUCGAACAUCAUGCCACAGCCAGGAAUGUGUGUCAUCAACAACCGGGUGUUUUGUUUUGGUUCUCUGAUCGCCUUCUACAUCCCUAUGAUCGUUAUGGUAACGACUUAUGUGCUAACAGUGCAGUUGUUGCGCAAGAAAGCACGAUUCGCUAUCGAACAUCCGGAAAGCAAUCAAUUUCGGAGAUUAGGGGGUAGAUACGCAUCAACAAAAACACCAUCAACAGCGUCAUCAUCAUCGAUUACAACCACCACUACUGCCGCCAUAAAAUCAUCCACUUUUCCGGCGAGACAAAUUCGGGCUUCCGGUCGAAGCGUAGAAAAAAAGAGUAACAAAUGUGAUGGCGCGAGAAACGUCUUACCACAAUUGGAAUUAAUGGUGAACGGUGCCGGAAAUACCGCCACAGAACCUCGGCACAAAUUGCAAGUGGAUCAGGCUACCCAAACGCCAGAGAAUAUCGCGCGCGAAACACGGAACUUCACCCUACGAACUCUGAAAUUGCAGUUAAACGUUAUACCGACCACCCGGAAUCUCAAGUUUCUGGCGAGGCGAAUGAAAAAGAGAUCCCUGACCGCGAAUGCGGUCGCAACUGAACAAAAAGCGAGUAAGGUUCUGGGAUUAGUGUUUUUCACGUUCGUGUUGUGUUGGGCGCCAUUCUUCCUGCUUAACAUUUUCUUCGCCGUGUGUCCCAUGUGUUCUGUACCGCGGCACGUGGUGGAUACGUUUCUCUGGCUGGGCUACGUGUCCUCGACAAUCAAUCCAAUCAUCUAUACCAUCUUUAACAGGACUUUUCGAGCUGCAUUUAUUCGUUUGCUGAAAUGCAACUGCUCGAGAUCUGCAAGACCUUCGAGAAUUCGUUCGGUCACUGAAAGCAGUAGAGGAACGAUGGGUCUCUGUACGUCAGGUGUUCUGCCACUAGCCAUCAGCCUUCAGGGCACACCCUUGCUAACCCCGAUGUCAAACCCCACGUCAACGCCGGCGUCGGGAAACUCUUUGGUGACGAUGAUGCAUCAGACGCCGAGCUCGCUAUAUCGCGAUACCUUUUUGGUCGACGAACGUGAUCAAAAUGAUCAUUAACUUUCAUCGCGAUAACCCGAAAAAUCACCUUGCGUUUAACGAAAAUAGAAGAUUGUAGUUAAACAUUAUUUUAAUGUUUCGACUGAAGACAAAUACAAAGUAUAUUUACCGAUAAAUCUAAAAUAGUAAUACGGAUAAAUUUCUUUUAACGAAUAAUGUUGAAAACUUGCGCUAACUGAAAACUAAUAUAUUAUAGGAAAUGGUAUUAGCAUACCCGAAUAAAUAAACUACUCAAAACCUUCCCCAAAACAAUAACUCUGCAAAUUAUGUAUAAAGCACAGAAACAUUGCAACAGACUCAUGUCCUACGAAUAUAAAGUAUCUAAAGAAUAGGCGCCAAGGCCGAUGCCGUUCCGUCUUAUAUACUUUACGCAUAAAAUUUUACUUAUACCUUAUAAUUACCUUAUAAUUUAUUGAUAGAUAGCAAGGUUCUUAGUUGCGCAACGCGGUAGUUACACUCGGCUGACCAACUUAUCAUCUGUUACGCGUCGGACGCGGCAUCAUACACAGUCAAAUGUAUUUAUAAAAUCUUCUUUAAUAAGGGCUAAUUUAAAAAAUUAAAUUAUUACUCUGUUAUUUCUU